AACCCUAUCGUUCCCAUCUCUUCUCUCUCUCUCUCUCUCUCUCGACAUUGCUCGGUUGCAGACAUGGAUAUUAAAAGAAAGUCAUGCAUUCUAGCAGCGUUCUUUCUUGUAUAUGUUUCAAGGAAAGCCUACUCUGUUCAAGGUGCUAACAGCAAAGCCAAGAAGUCACCCUUUGACGCAGCAAUAACACAUUACUCCAUGUUGUCGCCAUCACCUUCAGGAAAUGAAAGAGCUUUCUGCCAAGCAAGGGGGGCCUGCCGAAGCAAGACGCUUGUGUGUCCAGAUCAAUGCAAGGUGAGGAAGCCCGUGAAAAACAAGAAGCAGAAGGGAUGCUUCAUUAACUGCAGUAGCAAAUGUGAAGUUACUUGCAAGUUUAGAAGACCAAACUGCAAUGGAUAUGGCUCCCUCUGCUAUGAUCCUCGCUUCGUUGGUGGUGACGGAGUGAUGUUCUACUUCCAUGGUGCAAAGGGAGGAAACUUCGCUAUUGUCUCUGAUGAUAACCUCCAAAUCAAUGCACACUUCAUUGGAACUCGACCGAAAGGCAGGACUCGCGAUUUCACUUGGGUGCAAGCCCUCUCCAUCAUGUUCGACACUCAUACACUAGUCAUCGCAGCAAAGCGAGUCUCAAAAUGGGACGAUAACUUCGAUGCUCUCACGGUGAAGUGGAAUGGCCAGACAGUCGACAAUAUUCCCACUGAUGGAGACGCCGAGUGGAGAGCUAACGGCGAAGAAAGAGAGGUGGUGGUGGAACGAACUGAUGAUACUAACACUGUAAGAGUACAAGUUGCCAACCUGGUCGAAUUAAAUAUAAAGGUGAGGCCUAUCGGGAAGGAAGAAAACAGGGCACACAACUACCAGCUACCAGAAAACGAUGCUUUUGCUCAUUUGGAAACACAGUUCAAAUUCUUUAACCUAACAGAUCUCGUCGAAGGUGUCUUGGGAAAGACUUACAGGGCAGGUUAUGUUAGCCCUGUCAAGAUAGGGGUUCCUAUGCCGAUGAUGGGAGGAGAGGACAAGUACCAGACUCCCUCCCUCUACUCCCCUCUUUGCAAUGUUUGCAGGUUUCAACCACAGUCUGGCACCGCAACCAUUUAGGAACAUCCCAAUACUGAUACCAAACUGAAAAAAUAAAAAUUGUAUUCGUACCCUUUUGACUAAAAAUUGUAUGCUGUUUGGUAAGUUUUGUCUUUGGAUUGAAAUGAUAAAUAAUAGCAGGAAAGUUGCUCGUCUUGAAUUUACUAAA
This is a messenger RNA of Populus trichocarpa (black cottonwood), 1243 nucleotides long. RefSeq lists its product as uncharacterized. The transcript is spliced from 2 exons. Bases 64 to 1095 code for a protein of 343 amino acids. NCBI's taxonomy places the organism in Eukaryota, Viridiplantae, Streptophyta, Magnoliopsida, Malpighiales, Salicaceae. The record is from RefSeq and is a predicted model, not a curated record.